Molecule: messenger RNA, 3548 nt
Organism: Lolium rigidum
Lineage: Eukaryota; Viridiplantae; Streptophyta; Magnoliopsida; Poales; Poaceae
Product: autophagy-related protein 18h-like
Exons: 9
Coding region: 314-3007 (897 amino acids)
Biological process (GO): response to starvation; autophagy
Cellular component (GO): cytoplasm
Molecular function (GO): protein binding
Source: RefSeq, a predicted model, not a curated record
GAAUGGGCUGCUGCCCAGCUCGCUGCGGAUCAUAUCGUCAUGCCUCAAGACGGUCUCCUCCAACGCCGGCUCCGUCGCCUCCACGGUGCGCUCCGCCGGGGCCUCCGUCGCCGCCUCCAUCGCCACCCAGGCCGAGGACGAGAAGGACCAGGUUCUGUGGGCCGGCUUUGAUAAGUUAGAGCUCCACCCCUCAUCUUUCAAGCAUGUUCUGCUCGUUGGUUACUCCAAUGGGUUUCAAGUGCUUGAUGUUGAGGAUGCCGCUAACGUUUGCGAACUGGUAUCAAAACGUGACGGCCCGGUCACCUUUUUACAAAUGCAACCCACACCACUUUACUCUGAAGAAACUGAAGGAUUCAGGGCAUCACAUCCUAUGCUUCUGGUCGUUGCUGGGGAUGAGACAAACGGCAUGGGUAUGGUUCAAGGCGGUCGCUUAAGUGCGCUGAUCAGGGAUACAAACAGUGAACCUCAGAACGGAAACUGCAUUUCUACCCCAACAGUUGUCCGCUUCUACUCUUUGAAGUCCCACACCUAUGUGCAUGUUCUUAGGUUCCGAUCUGCUGUGUAUAUAGUUCGUUGCAGCCCCCGGAUUGUCGCCGUAGCACUCGCAGCACAAAUCUACUGCUUUGAUGCUGUAACCCUUGAGAACAAGUUCAGCGUCUUGUCAUACCCUUUGCAAGGGUCACCUGGGGCAAACAUUGGCUAUGGUCCAAUGUCUGUUGGCCCAAGGUGGUUGGCUUAUGCUCCCAAUGGCCCUGUACUAUCAAGCACAGGUCGUCUAAGCCCACAGAACCUUACGCCUUCUCCAGGAGUGAGCCCGUCUACUUCUCCUAGCAAUGGAACCUUAGUUGCUAGAUAUGCAAUGGAGUCCAGCAAGCAAAUAGCUGCUGGUAUAAUUAAUCUUGGUGAUAUGGGAUACAAAACACUGUCAAAGUACUGCCAAGAACUGCUGCCUGAUGGUUCUAAUUCCCCACUGUCAUCAAGUCCAGGAAGAAGAUCUGGCAAAAUUCCCUCUAGUGUGCAUCCACUGGAAGCUGACAAUGCAGGAACGGUAAUCAUCAAGGAUGUCACCUCAAAAGUUGUCAUCUCACAGUUUAGGGCUCACACGAGUCCCAUAUCUGCUCUUUGUUUCGAUCCUAGUGGAACCCUUUUGGUCACAGCCUCUGUUCAUGGGCACAACAUAAAUGUUUUCAGGAUCAUGCCAACCUCCAUUGCUAAUGGCUCAGGCUCAAAGCGUUAUGAUUGGACAGCAUCUCAUGUUCACCUUUACAAACUGCAUCGUGGCAUGACUGCAGCUGUCAUACAGGACAUAUCUUUUAGCCAUUUCAGCCAGUGGGUAUCUAUUGUUUCGGCACGAGGCACGUGCCAUAUUUUUACACUGUCUCCUUUUGGUGGUGAUUCGAGUUUGCAGCCACAGGGUUCUCAUAGUGAUGGGCCACCUCUUGCCCCAUGUCAGUCAAGGCCAUGGUGGUCAAAGCCAUCAUUUCUUAUGGAUCAACAGCUUCAUCCUGUGCCAUCAACUGUGACAAACUCUGUAGUCAGUAGGAUAAAAAACAGCAGUUCCAGUUGGCUAAACACAGUCAGUAACGUGGCUGCUUCUGCAAGCGGAAAACUAUCCGUGCCAUCUGGUGCUAUCACCGCUGUCUUCUAUAAUUCCAUUUACCAAGGUUCUUUGCCGGCUCCAUCAAAGGCUAAUGCUUUGGAGCAUUUGUUGGUGUAUUCACCGUCUGGUCAUGUUAUUCAACAUGAGCUUCUGCCUUCUUCAGGAUCUGAAACCUCUGAUAGCAGCCCAGCAGUUGGGCCUGGUGCUCAUUUACAGCUCCAAGACGAUGAGUUGCAUGUUACUGCUGAACCAGUUCAAUGGUGGGAUGUAUGCCGUAGGACAAACUGGCCAGAAAGGGACCAGGACAUUGCAAAUGUUGUAUUCCACAACCAACAAAACAGUACGAUGACAGCAGAUUCUUCUGAUUGCGAGGAUAGCGAUCAUUCGGAUUUCACUCCGUCAAAUGAUGGUAUGUCAAGGAAAGAGGUUAUGAAAGUCAGAGAAAAAUCAAGCUGGUAUCUCUCAAAUGCAGAGGUACAAAUAAGCUCAUGGAGGAUUCCCAUAUGGGACAAGUCUAAGAUUUUCUUCUACGUGAUGGAUCAUCCUGCUACAGACUCAGGGGAAUCGGUUAGCCUUGAUGGUGGAGAAAUUGAGGUCGAAAAGUUGUCUCUUCACGAGGUUGAACUCAGGAGGAGGGAACUGCUCCCUGUAUUUAAGCAAUUCCACUAUCCUGAGCAAAAUAGGAAUCUUGCAAGAGGACAAUUUCAGAAUGCGUCAUCUGACAUUGGAAGCACACAUUACAGCUUGGCAAAGGAUAAUGCUGUAUAUGGACCCAAACCAGUGCCCCAGAUAUCUGGAUUUUACACUGAUAUGCGAAAAACAGGAAACAUGAAUGGUUUAGCUGGGCCAUUAUUUUCUGGACCUAUUCCUGCUGUGGAUUUGCUUCCAAUGGAAAAAUUCAAUACUACUGAGUCUCCUGAAGUUACAGAUUUGACUGCAAAUCACAAAGUAGAUAAUGAGAGCAUUAAGGCAUCCACCAUCAUGCCUCGAUCUAGAGAGAGUGCGGAUUGUGUGCCAUCGCACAUCAGACCAUUGACCAACUAUUCCCUCUUGGAUCAAACUCUUGAUAAUGGAUCUUCUCCUGCAAGUAACGAGUCAUGCACAACUGAAUUAACCAAUAAUUCUUUGGUCAGCAAUGGUGCAAUAACUGACAUCCCAAAUGGGGGUCACAAGAGCGUCGGUUCUGGACAGGAUGAAACGCCUGGUUCUCACAACUCUGGAGAGUUUACCCAGUAUUUCCAAGAGGGCUAUUGUAAAAUAUCAGAACUCGAUGACUGCCGUGAGUUAACUGAAGCUGUUACUGAUGCUGACAGCAGCAGCAGCCACUGCGAGAGAGAGAAGCCCGAGGAAGAUGGGGACAACGAUGACAUGCUUGGAGGGGUUUUCGCCUUCAGUGAAGAAGGUUGAACUUACUAUAUUUGGAUAGAUAAUGGAAAACAGUUGCCACAACAUUCGGUGUGCAAUACUAUGUAGAAAAUGGUGGAAUUCUAGUAGGCUUCCGUGGAAUAAAGGUUGUGCUGAGAAGAUGAGCUAAUGUUUGGUACAUAUUUGAAGGUAAAGCUUGCGCUCCAUUUUUAUUUGCCGGAAGAGACUGAGACGAAGAUCCCUCCAGGCAAUUUACUAAUCCACGGAUCCAUGUCAAGGAAGGGAGUUUGGUGUUUGUCGAGAAGUUGCUAUUGCCUGCCGCAACACUGCGCCCGCCCUUUUCUGUUGCUUUGUACAUACUGUAAGACCCAUUUGUUUCGCGAGAUACUUUCUGGGACAUUUGGAUGGUCUGAAACCCUGGCGAGCCAUAUUUGUUGACUGCUUCCUGCCAGGGCCUCUGAAUGUUCAUGUUUAUUUGUACAGACUUUCUGUUUUAUUAAGAAAGGAAUUCUAGCAACGGUUAAUGUGACAUUACUGUAUAAACAUUCAGUAAAAGAUUUGAAUUUAUGAAGGCAUUAUGGUU